UUCACACCGGCGCCGGUUAAUCGGAAAACAUCUCUCUCUCUAGCUUUGCAAUGGAUUCAGUUUCCGGUGAAUACGUCCAUGACUUUCCUCCGUUCAUCCGUGUACACAAAAACGGCGAAAUCGAGCGUUUAUUCGUCGCCGGCGAUGAUAUCCCUGCUGGGUUCGAUCCCGUUUCCGGCGUGGAAACCAUUGAUGUACUGGUAAUCCCUGAAACUAACGUUAAAGCUCGCAUCUUUAUCCCUAAAUCUGACGACCCUGAUGCAAAAUUCCCCUUGAUCGUACAUUAUCACGGUGGAGGUUUCUGUAUUGGAUCACCUUAUAGCCCCUUCGCCAACAAUUUUCUCACUUCUUUUGCUUCUUAUGCUCAAACCCUAAUCGUCUCCAUUGAUUACAGACUUGCACCAGAGCAUCCAUUACCAAUCGCAUUCGAUGAUUCCUGGGCUGCAUUGCAGUGGAUCGCUUCCCAUUCCAAUGGACAAGGACCCGAACCCGUUCUAAACACUAAGGUUAAUUUCAACCGAGUCUUUUUGGCUGGUGAGAGUGCCGGAGCAAACAUUGCCCACAAUAUGGCAGUUCGAAUAGGAACUUCGGGUUUGCCCGGUUUAGUACCAAUUGGGGCAAUAAUAUUGCAUCCAUAUUUUCCUAACCAAGAACCCGAUAAGCUUAUCGAAUUUUUAUACCCUGGAAGCAAUUGUCUAGAAGAUAACCCGAUCCUGAGCCCAAAAUCCGAUCCAAAUUUGAAGAAAAUGGCUUGUAAAAAGGUUUUGAUUACUGUGGCAAGUGAAGAUUACUUAAAGCCUCGGGGCAUUUCUUAUUUUGAAACCCUAAAACAUGUUGAUUGGGAUGGGGCGGUUGAGCUUAAAGAGGAUGAAGGAGGGGAUCAUUGUUUCUUUGCUUUUGAGCAAGUUAGUGAGAAAUUUAAGUUAUUUAUGGAGAAUAUGGCUACCUUUAUCAAACAAGAAUGAUGUUAAAUUUUGUAUUCAUAAUGUUAUCCAAACAUAUUUAUGUUGAAUUCUAAUAAAAUAAAAAGUA
Molecule: messenger RNA, 1032 nt
Organism: Impatiens glandulifera
Lineage: Eukaryota; Viridiplantae; Streptophyta; Magnoliopsida; Ericales; Balsaminaceae
Product: 2-hydroxyisoflavanone dehydratase-like
Exons: 2
Coding region: 51-965 (304 amino acids)
Molecular function (GO): hydrolase activity
Source: RefSeq, a predicted model, not a curated record